UUUUCCCCCCACCCCUCCUCCUCCUGUUCUUUCUGCAUCCCUUCGUUACUGUCGGUCUCCCGGUUUUAUAAAGAAACCGGAGAGCCCGAUCGUGAUUUGUGGAAAUACAUUUUGCAUUUUUUCCCCCUGCUGGGUGUUGGUAGCGCGCAGUUGGUGCGCGCUUCUGCAAAUUCCGGUGAAUGGUGGAUUUGGCAAACAUGGAGACCGUGGAGAAGGAAUGCGGGGCCCUCGGGGGUCUAUUCCAGGCGAUUGUCAACGACAUGAAGUGCUCCUAUCCUGUGUGGGAGGACUUCAGCGCCAAGGCCACCAAGCUGCAUUCCCAGCUCCGAACCACUGUCCUGGCUGCUGUGGCCUUCCUCGAUGCCUUUCAGAAGGUGGCUGACAUGGCUACUAACACCAGAGGGGCAACCAGAGAUAUUGGUUCGGCUCUGACCAGGAUGUGCAUGAGACAUCGCAGCAUUGAGGCCAAACUUCGCCAGUUCACCAAUGCUUUGAUGGAGAGUCUGAUCACUCCUCUCCAGGACAAGAUUGAAGACUGGAAGAAGACAGCCAACCAGCUGGAUAAGGAUCAUGCCAAAGAGUACAAGAGGUCACGCCACGAGAUCAAGAAGAAAUCAUCUGACACCAUGAAACUGCAGAAGAAGGCUCGUAAAGGGCGAGGGGACCUGCAGCCCCAGCUUGACAGUGCCAUGCAGGAUGUGACCGACAUGUGCCUGUUGAUGGAGGAGACAGAGAAACAGGCAGUGCGCCGUGCCCUGGUGGAGGAGAGGGGUCGCUUUUGCACCUUCAUUGGCUUCCUUCAGCCUGUUGUGAAUGGAGAAAUCGCCAUGCUGGGCGAGAUCACCCACCUCCAGGCCAUCAUUGAUGACCUCACUGUGCUGACAACCGAUCCUCACAAAUUGCCUCCUGCUAGUGAACAGGUGAUUAAGGAUCUGAAGGGGUCAGAUUACAGCUGGUCCUAUCAGACCCCUCCAUCAUCCCCCAGCAGCUCUGGCUCCCGCAAGAGCAGCAUGUGCAGCAGUGUGAACAGCGCCCACAGUAGUGCCUCCCGUUCAUCAGGGGGAGGUGGUAGUGUUGGUAUUGGUGGCGGUGGUGGAGGCUCCCAGCCUCACUCACCCACCUCCUCCUCCUCCUCCUCCUAUCACUACCGUAGCAGCCUGCCACACCAGCCUCCGCCACCGGGGGGCAUCGCUGCCCACCGCCUCAGCAGCGUCUCAUCCCAUGAUUCAGGCUUUGUGUCCCAGGAUGCUAACAUCUACUCCAAGCCUCCCUCGCCCAUGCCCUCGGACAUCACGAGUCAGAAAUCAUCCAGCUCAGCAUCAUCAGAGGCCUCAGAAACAUGCCAGUCAGUCAGUGAAUGCAGCUCCCCCACCACCGAUUGGUCCAAAGCAGGUCAGUAUGAGCAGCCCGUUGCUGCAGCGGCAGUCCAGAGGAGAAAGGAACCUCUUGACAGGCUGAGAGAGAAUGAAGCGUCGCCAGGCUCCCAAGGCUACGCUGGGACAUCACACCCUGAUGACGGGCAGAGAACCAGGAUGACACCGGCUACUAUCGCUGCCAAGCAUGGAGAGGAGGUCUCUCCAGCAGCCAGUGACCUGGCCAUGGUGCUGACCAGGGGACUGAGUAUGGAGCAGCAGAAAAGCAGCAGAGACUCUCUUCAGUACUCCAGUGGAUAUAGCACAGAGACCACAACCCCAUCCUGCUCUGAGGACACAAUUCCUUCACAAGGUUCAGAUUAUGACUGCUACUCAGUGAACGGGGAUGCUGAAGGUCCAGAUGGACAAACAGAGUUUGACAAGUCCUCCACUAUUCCUCGCCACUCUAACAUUGCCCAAAACUACAGGCGCAUGAUCCAGACCAAGAGGCCAGCCAGCACAGCCGGACUGCCCAGUGGGGUUCUUGGUCCUGGGGCUCAUGGGAUACCGGGACAACCGGGUGGAUCUGGUGGAGGUGGAUCAGGGACUCCAGGCACUGCCACCAUCCGCCGAACCCCAUCUACAAAACCAGGAGUAAGACGCACAUUGUCCAAUGCAGGGCCCAUCCCUAUCCGACCACCCAUUGUGCCUGUCAAGACACCCACAGUUCCCGGAGACUCACACUCUCCUGGGUAUGCAGGUGGAGGACACGCAGGGGGCGUGCCUGUCCGUGUAGGCAGUGAGGAGUGCGUGUUCUUUGCUGGAGUCGAGGAUGCACAGGGAGCGCUUGAUUUUGUGAAGGCAUCACCAAAGCGCCUCAGCCUGCCUAACACCGCCUGGGGAUCAGGGGCCGCUUUAGAGGUCUAUGCCCAGCAGCACGGGGGCCUUGCAAUGGGAGCAGGCUCAGGAGCCGGAUCAGAGGAGGAUCAGAUGAUCGCGGCCAAUCGGCACAGCCUAGUGGAGAAGAUUGGUGAGUUAGUAGCCAGUGCACACGCUCUUGGAGAGGGGCAGUUUCCUUUCCCCGCCCUUCCAGAUGACCCAGCCCCACCACCAACUGGCCCCACUGACUCUCAGACAGGGACAGAGGGCGCAGAGGGGUCUGGUGACAUGCUGACCACCAUCAGGAGAGGAGUCCGCCUCCGCAAGACCGUCUCUAAUGACCGUUCAGCUCCACGCAUAUUGUGAAUGGGGGAGAAGCAGAAAGAGGAUGAUGCUUGUCAGCCAAUAGGGAGUCAGGUGUUGGUGUGGUGCAACCCAACCGCCUAGUACAUACACAAAAACUUAACCAUGUAGGGAAAGCUAUAAUAUAACAGAAGAUGAAUGAAAACAAAAACAUACACAAAAAAGAUGUUUAAAGACACCAUUAGAGUAAAUGAUAUAUAAUAUAAUGAUGAUAAUAAUAACAUUAAUAAUGUUAACCCAUGCUGACAAUUAAAAGUAAUACUGAAUAUUGACAGGCUCCUAGCAGGCCACUAUAACUAGUGUGUGUUGGACGCAUGUUUGUCUUCUAUACACCCUCACCCAGGGAUGGAAAGAUUUGCAGGAAAAACAGAUAAUAUAAAAAAAAAAAAAAGAGGCAAAGAAAUCGAGAAACACUGGGUUCUGUUCUGUUUGCCAACUUACACCCUUCCCUAUCCUCUUCUCCAACUAACCCGACUGUCUGAUCCCAGAUGAAAGACUGAUGACUUAAGGAGGUGCUGGUGGCGGUGGGCGGUGGGGGGGUGGUCAGAGUGCCAUGUGACCAGCUGGAUUUGAACCCAGGCUGUCUCCGCAGCAACACACUGUACUUAUUCGCCCACUGAACUGAAGCUUUGGUAUUAGCACGGGGAGCUAACAAGCCAGAGGGCGUCUCUGGUUCAUCCUAAUGUAAAAGAGUCUUUAAAAAAAGUACUGUUGGCAUUGAACCGUGCUAGUGCCCCCUUCCCCUCUCUCUCUCUCUCUGCAUAGUGUGCGUGUGCAUUCAUGUGUAUGCAUGUGGGCAAAUGUAAAAUGUGAGCGUGUGGGUCCAUGUGAUUGAUUGUGUGUGUAUGUGUGCGAGGGGGGUGGGUAGAGCUCUGCUGCAGGACAGCUGGUUACCCAAUGAGGGCAGGGCUUUUCUGCUGUGUGUUGUGCGUGUAUUUUCUUGUUUAUAUUGUGACGUCAUUUACCUUGUUACCACUGUACGAGAAGUUACGAGACGUAAUCCAGGCGUAUAGAUAUAUUCAUAUAUAUUUUCUAGAACCAGAGAGAAAAUGUAAAAUCAGAAAUGGAGCAAUAAAUGUGUUUUAUUUUCUUGUUUCGAAGAAGCGGAUUGAUGGAGGAUUGUAGGUUCUCCUUUGUCUCAUUCAGGCAAUCAUCAGGAAUGCUAAAUUACACAUCGACUGUGAAUUCAUGCCUAGCCGGUUUCGGCGUGUGUCUCUCUCUGUCCCUGUCUCUUUCUGGUGAAUGGAUUACAAAAAUUUGAGGAAAAAAAAAAAAAAAAAAAGGAAAACUGUAAGCACUUUGAUAGGGGGUAGAGUAUGUACAAUAGCCAGUAGAUGUUGCUGUAGUAAUACGGUAUGAUAGGGAGAGUGAAGGUGAGAGAGACAGCUGCCUGAGACUGUGUCCUGAGGAAAUUAUUUUAUUUGCGAAAGAGGAAGAAGAAGAUGGGGAGGGACAAAGAGGAAGUGAUAAAGGCUGUUAGAACUGUAGUGAGGG
Messenger RNA from Stegastes partitus (bicolor damselfish), 4088 nucleotides. RefSeq names its product MTSS1-like protein. Gene Ontology annotation, molecular function: actin binding; phospholipid binding. The record is from RefSeq and is a predicted model, not a curated record. Gene Ontology annotation, cellular component: cytoplasmic side of plasma membrane; actin cytoskeleton. Bases 180 to 2597 code for a protein of 805 amino acids. Gene Ontology annotation, biological process: plasma membrane organization; cell projection assembly. The transcript is spliced from 14 exons. NCBI's taxonomy places the organism in Eukaryota, Metazoa, Chordata, Actinopteri, Pomacentridae.